AUGGUGAAGAUCAGCUUCCAGCCGGCCGUGGCCGGUGUCAAAGGCGACAAGGCCGACAAGGCUUCGGCCUCGGCCUCCGCCUCCGCCCCGGCCGCUGAGAUCCUGCUGACCUCGGCUCGGGAGGAGCGGCCCCCCUACCACCGCCACAAGAAGGGGGGCUCUGUGGGCAGCGUGUGCUACCUGUCGAUGGGCAUGGUGGUGCUGCUCAUGGGCCUCGUGUUCGCCUCCGUCUACAUCUACAGAUACUUCUUCCUUGCUCAGCUGGCUCGAGACAACUUCUUCCACUGCGGCGUCUUCUACGAGGACACCCUGACCUCCCAGGCCCACACGCGGAUGGAGCUGGAGGAGGACGUGAAGAUUUACCUCGAAGAUAACUACGAGCGCAUCAACGUGCCAGUGCCCCAGUUUGGUGGCGGCGACCCUGCCGACAUCAUCCAUGACUUCCAGCGGGGCCUGACCGCCUACCAUGACAUCUCCCUGGACAAGUGCUAUGUCAUCGAGCUCAACACCACCAUCGUGCUGCCCCCUCGCAACUUCUGGGAGCUCCUCAUGAACGUGAAGAGAGGUACCUACCUGCCGCAGACGUACAUCAUCCAGGAGGAGAUGGUGGUCACAGAGCACGUCAACGACAAGGAGACCCUGGGCUCCUUCAUCUACCACCUGUGCAACGGGAAGGACACCUACCGGCUGCGGCGCCGGGCAACUCGGAGGCGAAUCAACAAGCGUGGGGCCAAGAACUGCAACGCCAUCCGCCACUUCGAGAACACCUUCGUGGUGGAGACGCUCAUCUGUGGAGCGGUGUGA
Molecule: messenger RNA, 804 nt
Organism: Pipistrellus nathusii (Nathusius's pipistrelle)
Lineage: Eukaryota; Metazoa; Chordata; Mammalia; Chiroptera; Vespertilionidae
Source: the annotation of a GenBank genome assembly